UGUUCUCUCUCAUCAAUGACUGGGGAGGGCUCAGAACUGGACAGGAGCCGGGACACCUGAGUUCAGUUCCCGGCCUACCCAGCCCCUCCCCCUCCUGGCUUACUGCGCUGGGGUAGAGGGAAAAAGCUCUAUGAGGUUGCUAGCAGACCUCUUGCUUCCCUGCCCCGUUGAUGAUGACACCACCACAAAAUCUAGCUCAACGCACCGAAAGUCUGAGGUUCAGAGAGGUCUCAUAGCAUGUAAAUGGCAGAGCCACUACUAAAACCUGCAUAGAUGAUUUCCCUGUAGAAAGGAUCAAUCAGCCUCACAUGCAGAGGCCGCAGAAGUACCAGGGCAGAACUAAAGCCAUUGCUCAAGUGACCUGUGCUCCAAUUAGUCUGAACAGAGGGAUCAUUGAGCCCCUUCUCUGCCACUUCUGCGUGAUUUCGUACUUAGUCCUUGCACCUGGUUUGGGUGAAAACUAUCAUUCCCCAUGACAAAAUUUAAAUGAUGGGUGAAAUUUCAUCCCUCGGCUCAGGAGCAUAGUUAACAGUAGUUCUGCUUUUGUGGAAGUUCCUUUGUCAUAGCACCUCACUAUAGAGUGAGCCCAUGUGGAAGAGAGAAGGGACUUAGUUCCAAGAUCCAAAUGUCGCCUCAGUGGAAGCUCCAAAAUUGAAAUGCUUUCAGAGGCAGAGAACAAAAUUACCACUGGAAGCCGAACUGCAAAAACAGGCCAUGGAAAGGAAUGACAUCAUUGACUUCAAGGCCUUGGAGAAAGAGCUGCAGGCUGCGCUCACCGCUGAUGAGAAAUACAAACGGGAGAAUGCUGCCAAGUUACGGGCAGUGGAACAAAAGGUGGCUUCCUAUGAGGAAUUCAGGGGUAUUGUCCUUGCAUCACAUCUGAAGCCACUGGAGCGGAAGGACAAGAUAGGAGGAAAGAGGACUGUACCCUGGAACUGUCACACUACUCAGAGAGGGACCUCUCAGGAUGAGGCCACUGAAAUCACCCAGGUGAAAACACUUUUCCAGCCUGAGACCUCCGCAGAGUUCUACCGUGAUUGGCGGCGGUAUUUGCGGAGUGGGCCAGAGCGCUACCAGGCCCUGCUGCAGCUCGGAGGUCCAAAGCUGGGUCAUCUCUUCCAGACGGACGUGGGGUUUGGACUUCUAGGGGAGCUGCUGGUGGCACUGGCUGAUCAUGUGAGGCCAGCCGACCGGUUGGUGGUACUAGGGAUCCUGCGCAGCCUGGCGGGCACCGGGCGCUUCACUCUGAACCUGAGCCUGCUGAGCCAUGUGGAGAGAGAGAGCUGCAGAGGCCUGUUUCAGAAGCUGCAGGCCAUGAGUGCUCCCAGAUCCACAAAGGGGGGCUUCAGCCAGGUGGAGUGGGGUCUGGAGGAGCAGCCUGGUGUGCUCCAGGAGGAGGAGAGGCUCCUGAAAGAGCUGCUAGGGGUAUACCGGGUGGAUUGAUGGGGUCAGUUGCCUUCAGAGGACCCCAGUGGCCCCUGAAAGCAUUUUUUGUUUGUUGAAGGGGGCUCUUCAGGACUGUAAUGAGAAGCCCACACCUAAUCCCCUUCUCAACUUGGAAUUUUCAGAGCAGAUGCGGGAAUAGAAUCUUCCCCAUUUCUCAGGGCACCCUGGAGGCUCAAUAUUCUGUACUAUGUAGAUCAACAGGAUGGACAAGGGCCCAAGAACUUGAAAGAAUUUUGCUUGCCAUCCUUAGAGUCUACCAAGCCUCCCAUAGGCCCUGAGAGAUUAAUGUGUGCCCAACCAAAUGCUGGCUAUACCCGUUGAAGCCUCUAUUCAAAAUAACAGUAGUAGUAGUAAUAGUAAUAAUAGUAAUAAAUAAGAAGAGGAAAGAAAAGAAAAAUAAAAAACAAAUUCAUUCAUCUUCCAUGGUAAACAAAUACUGAUCUCCACAGCUCUUAACAGGAAUACCCCAAACCAGUGAAUGGACAUUUAACUGGCAAAUAAUCAAAUGCUACCUCAUUGAGGUAUACUAUUUCCUCAGGGGCUGAAUUCCUGCGCUGGGGAGCCUGGGAAAGCCCCAAGCCAUCAGCUUAGGUCUGGCCAGCCUCCCAGGCUUCAGAUGGCCAGAUAUGCAGGCAGGUGGGUCUUCUUCAAUUCCUGGAUUAACCAAAGGGAAGACCUUUCCACUAACCAGGCAGGCAGGGCCUGAAGCAGGAAGGCAGAGAUUUUCCUGUUCUGGCACCUGUGCCCUUCUCAUUCCGGUUUCUCUUGACCCAUUCUUGGGCGAGUGCCAGUGUUCUAGAAAGGGGAGAGAGGGCUAGGUUCUAGAAUGGUUUUCCCUUAAGAUCACAUCUGGAACAUGAGAAGGGCAUCUUGUACAUCAGCUGGGAAUAAAUUGCCUGGCCUUUGGCCACUUCCUCUGCA
This is a messenger RNA of Canis lupus familiaris (dog), 2367 nucleotides long. RefSeq names its product coiled-coil domain containing 103 (gene DNAAF19). Bases 715 to 1443 code for a protein of 242 amino acids. NCBI's taxonomy places the organism in Eukaryota, Metazoa, Chordata, Mammalia, Carnivora, Canidae. Gene Ontology annotation, cellular component: outer dynein arm. The record is from RefSeq and is a predicted model, not a curated record. The transcript has 4 exons. Gene Ontology annotation, biological process: inner dynein arm assembly; epithelial cilium movement involved in extracellular fluid movement; determination of left/right symmetry.